GCGCCGAGCCGCCGCCCCGGCUCCCGCAGCGCCGCGCCAGCAUCCCGGGAGCGAGCGAGCAGCGCCGAGGCCAGGAAAAUGGCAGACAGUUUUUCGCUGAAUGAUGCCUUAGCUGGCUCUGGGAAUCCAAACCCCCAAGGAUGGCCUGGCGCUUGGGGGAACCAGCCUGCACCUGGGGCAGGAGGCUACCCAGGUGCCUCUUACCCUGGAGCCUACCCUGGCCAGGCUCCCCCAGGGGCUUAUCCUGGCCAGGCCCCUCCAGGGGCUUAUCCUGGGCAAGCCCCUCCAGGGGCUUAUCCUGGCCAGGCCCCGCCCAGUGCCUACCCAGGCCCAACAGCACCUGGAGCGUAUCCUGGACCACCUGCACCUGGAGCCUACCCAGGACAGCCGGGCGGGCCUGGGCCCACUGCUCCUGGGGCCUACCCUGGCACCGGCCCAUAUGGUGCCCCCGCUGGGCCACUGACUGUGCCCUAUGACCUGCCCUUGCCUGGAGGCGUCAUGCCACGCAUGCUGAUCACCAUCAUGGGCACAGUGAAGCCCAAUGCAAACAGAAUUGCUCUAGAUUUCAAGAGAGGGCACGAUGUCGCUUUCCACUUUAACCCUCGUUUCAAUGAGAACAACAAGAGAGUCAUCGUGUGCAACACGAAGGUUGAUAAUAACUGGGGAAAGGAAGAAAGACAAUCGGCUUUCCCAUUUGAAAGCGGCAAACCAUUCAAAAUACAAGUACUGGUUGAACCUGACCACUUCAAGGUUGCGGUCAAUGAUGCUCACUUGUUGCAGUACAAUCAUCGGAUGAAAAAUCUCAGGGAAAUCAGCAGUUUGGGAAUUUCUGGUGACAUAAACCUCACCAGUGCUUCACAUGCUAUGAUAUAGUCUUCCAGGGGGAGAUACUUAAAGGUUGAAUUUAAACCUUAUACAUUUAAAGGUUUCAUGUUCACUGUAAGUGAAAACAAUUUACAUUUAUUUCUCCAUAUCCUUGUAAGCCAUCAUUUAAUAAACAGUCUUAUGCUAAA
Molecule: messenger RNA, 1013 nt
Organism: Jaculus jaculus (lesser Egyptian jerboa)
Lineage: Eukaryota; Metazoa; Chordata; Mammalia; Rodentia; Dipodidae
Gene: Lgals3
Product: galectin 3
Exons: 6
Coding region: 79-873 (264 amino acids)
Biological process (GO): positive chemotaxis; negative regulation of extrinsic apoptotic signaling pathway; monocyte chemotaxis
Cellular component (GO): nucleus; immunological synapse
Molecular function (GO): laminin binding; IgE binding; carbohydrate binding
Source: RefSeq, a predicted model, not a curated record